Fimicolochytrium jonesii is the source of this 1598-nucleotide messenger RNA. RefSeq lists its product as uncharacterized. The record is from RefSeq and is a predicted model, not a curated record. The transcript is spliced from 2 exons. Lineage: Eukaryota; Fungi; Chytridiomycota; Chytridiomycetes; Spizellomycetales; Powellomycetaceae. Bases 182 to 1252 code for a protein of 356 amino acids.
CAUCAAUUUCAACAACAGAGGCCCUUCCGCCAAGCAUUCGGCAGAUCAUCAGUUCACCGCCUUGCAACCCCAGGCAGCCCGCCGCACCACCGCCAUAGAGGCAACACUCUCCCUCCUCCUUCUCCCCCAGCCCGUUCCUCCUCCAGCUCCCUCCCUCUCCCUCUCCGACCACCAUACAAAGAUGCUGAACAGACCACAUGACGACGAGUAUGGCAUAUCCAUAGACGACGACGACGAUGAUAUCUUGUCUCCUCCAUCAAGGCACAGCGCUACCGAAAGGAAGUCUGAAAAGAAAACAUCGAAUGGAGGAAGGAGUUAUAGGAGUGUUUUCAACCUCGAAGACGAGUAUACCGACGAGGGGGUGACUAAGAGGAUGAUGGGUUUCGGGAGGAAUACCGCGAGGUCAAUUACCAGCGGCCGGGGGAUAAUUGGGAUAUUAUUCGGAAUUCUGAUCUUGAUUACGUUACUGGCAUACGUCGUCGGCCCACUGGCCAUGACGUUCUGGAACCUGCAAUCGGCACCAUCGCCACCUUCACCGCACACGCAAAAGCCCGCUCAUCUCGAACUGAACCACACAAAAUUAGCGUUACUGGUCGAACAACGAGCGCUCAUGAACAUGGCCCCCAUCCUCCUACACUACAUGGCAACAGUCCCCGACGACUGGCCAUUCCACGUGAUGCACACAGCCGCCAACGCACACAUCUUCCAAGAAAGCUACGCGCUCCGAAAGUACGUUAAAACCGGCAAAUUGAACCUAACCCUCAUGCCCGCGCACAUCAUCCUCCGCAAUGCGCCGGACGUCUCGGCCUUCCUCACAAAAACAUGGCUCUGGGACCAGUUCCCAGCCGCCGAACACAUUUUCUUCUUCCAACUCGACGCCAUGAUCUGCUCCAACUCCCCACAAACCAUCGACGACUACAUUCAGUUCGACUGGGUCGGCGCCCCUUGGCCGCAUUUCCCGCACCUGCGCGGCGGGAACGGCGGGUUCUCGAUGCGAAGGAAAUCCCGCAUGCUGAGGUGCCUGAGGGACCGGAAGUGGAAUCCGGGGGAUCAGCCGGAGGAUGUGUGGUUUACGGAGUGCAUGCAGUCAUACCCGGACGCGCAUAUGCCGACGCUGGAGCAAGGGAGGGCGUGGGCGGUGGAGGGGUACGAUAAUCCGGGGUAUUUGGGGAUACACAAGCCGUACAAUGGGGUCAAUGUGACGAGUCACUUUGGAUUUUGCCCCGAGGCUGCUAUGCUCUUUAUUCCAUGAGGUGGAUCGAGGCAACGCUGGCGGAGGGACAUCGGAGAGGCCGACCACUCGAAAGUACCACUCGAAACACCACGCGAAUCGAAAACAGGAAAGAUCUCGAUCCGGACUGCAUACCAUUGCGAGUCCUCGACUUACAGACACUUGAUAUUGGAACGAAGGGAGGGACAUGCCGGCCCUGGGGCGUUUCGAGCUGGGUAUUAGAUCUUAGAGAGCGUUGUGUGUCGAACUUCUUUCUUGGACUCUUGACUUUGCCUUGUCACGGAACCGCGAAUUCGCGGUCACGUGGCGAACAUAUUAGAAACUUGGUAAUUUAACACGAGUGCUUUCAUACUCCCCAGCGUUUUUC